Physcomitrium patens is the source of this 1839-nucleotide messenger RNA. RefSeq names its product zinc finger CCCH domain-containing protein 1. The record is from RefSeq and is a predicted model, not a curated record. Gene Ontology annotation, biological process: snoRNA splicing. NCBI's taxonomy places the organism in Eukaryota, Viridiplantae, Streptophyta, Bryopsida, Funariales, Funariaceae. Gene Ontology annotation, molecular function: metal ion binding. Gene Ontology annotation, cellular component: U2-type spliceosomal complex.
AGUGUUGUUGUCGAAUUAGGGUCUCGUUGUUUUUGCAGGCUUCGAUGCAGCAACCAAAUUCAAUCCUUCACCAUGCAAUCUGCCCCUGCUGGAAAUUUAGUUAGGCUGCUUACGUUGGUCCUUUGAAGGUGGCGAGCCCAGGUUCGAUAGUUGAGCGUUCGUAGUUGGUUGUGUUUUGGUCGUAGUUUGGGUUUUUAGCUGAGACUUGUGUGUGUUGUUGCUGUUGUGAUCACGUCAUUUGGAGGGGAUUUCCGCGUGUGUUCAACUCUGUUUCUGAAUCAAGGUUGAGUGGUGAUUCGUUUCUUUGAAGUUUUAGUGAGAUUGCCGGUGAGAUUCUCGAAUUGAGGAGGUGGUGUAGGGUUUAAUUGAAGUUGUGAUGGAGGCCCCGUCGGAGGCUGGAGCUGCUGCUGCUCCUGCUGCUGGGGCAUUCUUCAAGAAGAAAAUUCAGAAUAAGAAUAUUCGGAAGCGGCCGACUAUUGAUGAUGGUGAUGAAGAAGAGGAGAAUGCCGGGUCUGCCGUAAACAAAGGGAAAAUCGCGAAGAAGGGUGUUGGGCGGCUGGAGUUUAAUUCUGGCGCACCAGUAGGCACUUCUAAAGUACAAAAUUCGGAGGAGUCGGACAAGGCGGGAGAGGUGGAACGGGCCACCUUCGUGUAUGAAUCGACUCGGCAGGUGCAGACGCAGGAUGAUAGCAGGGCUACGGCAGUGUCGGAGAUUGAGACGGAAUUUGACAGGGAUAAUAGGGCUAUUCGAGAGAGGGUUUUGAAACAAGCUAGUGAAGCUCUUAAGAGUGGGGAGCCUUCCAAUAGCAAGGUUUACAAGGGUAUUCAUGGCUAUACUGAUCAUAAAGCAGGGUUUAGGCAGGAGCACACAAUAUCUAGGGAGAAAGCGGGAGGGGCUCAUGGACCGUUGCGUGCCUCUGCGCAUAUUCGUAUGACUGUCAGGUUCGACUAUCAACCUGAUAUCUGCAAGGAUUAUAAGGAGACUGGAUACUGCGGUUAUGGCGAUUCUUGUAAAUUUAUGCAUGACCGUGGAGACUACAAAUCAGGAUGGCAAAUGGAGAGGGAAUGGGACCAGGAAGAGAAACUUAGGAAGCAGAGACUCGCCAGAGGGGAAGCCGAUACCGAAGAGGGUGAAGGAGCGGGGGAUGACAGCGAUGAUGAAGAUGCUCUUCCGUUCGCUUGUUUUAUAUGUCGCGAGCCCUUCACUGAUCCUGUUGUUACAACUUGCAAGCAUUACUUCUGCGAACAUUGUGCUCUGAAGCAUCACUCAAGAAAUAAACUCUGUUACGUAUGCAACAAACCCACGAAUGGAGUUUUCAAUACAGCUCACGAGAUUGUCCGGAAACAGAAGGAAGCCAAACAAGCAGCCGAAGGAGGAGAUUAGAUGGAAUACGAGAAGGAGCAGUAAAGCAAGAGAUGUAUGGCUCUGAAAAUCUUCAAGGGUCGAUUUACAUGAUAACUUUUCAACCGCAUGUAGGUCUUUGUAACGUCAAAUGUGCGAUUCGAGGAUUGUGUAUAUGAGAAGUGGACUUUCUAAUGAAAGAGAAAUCCAAUUAUUAGUUUCCACUUCUUGAUUCUGAGAAGGGUAAGGUCGAAGAAUUCGAAACAUGGGCACCACCUGCGUCGUUUGUCCAUGGCAAGAGCCUUCUCAUAGCGACUUGCAUCCCUUUAAAUAGGUUAGGCAGCUAUAGUUCCUUUGUUGUCUUUUUGUCAGGUUAUUGUGCACAAAUGAAGAUCGAUUUUUUUGAGAAGUCGAUUGUAGUUUUUCGAGCAGAAGUGCUGCUAUGUGUUAUAUAUUCCUUCUUGGUAAUGUGAUUUCGGUUACCGAGCGUUUCGCAA